Messenger RNA from Urocitellus parryii (Arctic ground squirrel), 1938 nucleotides. It is a transcript of the gene Bnip5, whose product is annotated as BCL2 interacting protein 5. The record is from RefSeq and is a predicted model, not a curated record. Lineage: Eukaryota; Metazoa; Chordata; Mammalia; Rodentia; Sciuridae.
AUGGAGACCCCAGGGGGACCACAGAAGCCCUUGGCCUGCAGGAGAGCCCAGUCUCUGGACAGGUCUCAGGCGCCCAGGAAGGACUCUGGGUCGGGGAACUGCCAGUGCCUYUCCUUUUCCACCACUACCUGCCGGAGGCCCCUUCGCCGCACGUCCAGCGAYGGGGCCAGACACUCCGGGAUCCCAGCUCAGUCUGCAGAGGCCCAGGGCACCGUCACCAUAGCCCUCACCCUGGAGGGGAUGAGGGGGCUUCUCCCCAGUGAGCAGAGGCCCCAGCAAGACSCCAAGAAGCACAAGGCCCAGAGGCGGGCCCAGCAGGGGUGGCUGAAGGCCGUGCUGAACUUCUUCCUGAGGACAGGCCCAGAGGAGCCCAGAGAAAAGGCCAGCAAGAGGCCCAAGGGGAAGGAGGAGCCCACAGAACCCCCGGACGGCCCAGGAGAGCCGGCCCUCAGGACGAGAGCCCGCGACAAGAAAGCCAGUCGCAAGAGACACAGUCACAGGAAGCACGAUGCUGAGGACCCGGAGGCAGGGCUGCCCAGGACAGAGGCUGCCUCCGUGGAGGAGGCUGACCUGGGCCCAGCUGGCAGCGGCGGACACGGACAUGAUUCGUUUCUGCACCCGUCCUUGCCCAUCGAAGUGGGUGGUGCCAGCUUCUCAGGCGUUUCUCCCCAAGCCGCGGGUCCCCAGCCAGAAGAGCACCUCAGGAAGCCCGACCAAGAUGCUGUCAUCCAGAGGAUCGUGGAAUUGCUCAAAAAAGUGGGAGACCAGUGGGAGGAGGAGCAACAACUUCAAGUCCCUCAGCUAGAGGUGGCUCUUCAAAACCCCUCCCCGGUCUGCAAGAGGAAGUCCCAGGAGAGAAAGUCCAGCCUCAAGAGAGCCUUUUCUCUUAAGAAGUAUGGCCCCGGCCCUGAGGAGUCCAGGAGAGCAGGGGCUGCCGAUGUCCCCAGUGCAGAGGCCCGGCCACCCAAGAAGUCCAGCUUUCUGCCCAUGUGUGUCGGUAGCCACCGGUCCUCCAUCUCCAGCAGCCCUGGCUUGGAAGGACCCGAGGUCCACGAGGCCCUGUCUGCAGAUGGGGAGGGCCCAAGUCCCUCUGAACCGCCCACCCACGCCAGAUACCAGGGACCCGUAGAGGAGCUGCCGCUAGACGGGGCCUCAGAGUCCAACAAAUUCAUCCAGAAGAUCCUUGCCCUACUCCAAGAUGCCGAGGAGCAGGAGGGAGAGCAGCAACCCCAAGUGCAGGAGGUGGAGGUGGCGGUGGAGAACCCGGCCCCAGUCUGCAGGAAGAAAUCCCAGGAGAAGAAGUCCAGCCUCCGCAGAGCCUUUUCCCACAAGAAGCACAGCUCCAAGGAGCCCAGGAGGGCAGGGACCGUCCCAGAGGCCGGGACACCCAAGAGGCCCAGCUACCUGCCCUUGUGUGUGGGUGGCCACCGGUCCUCCAUCUCCAGCAGCUCCGAUCCAGAACAUUCUGAGUUCCAGGAGCCUUUGGCUGCCGAAGGGUUCCCAGCAGCAUCCUCCCAGACCACAAGCCACACACCAGAAGGAGGACCCCCGCUGGAGGACACGUGUGAAUCCAAGGAGGGCAUCAUCUGCACCCUAGUGGAGCUGCUCCAGGAAGUGGAUGGCGAGCUGGGCGACCAGAUUGGGCGGCACCCCAGCUUUAAGAGGUUUUUUUACGAGUUCUCGGACUCUACCCUCAGGAAGCUGGUGGCCACCCUGCGCAGACGGAAGACUCACUCGCCCGGUGGGGCCAGGAGCCUCGCCCAGAGACCCUCCCCAUAUGCCUUUGGCUUGGUCCACAAAUUCGCUGGCAGCCACAGCCGCACCAUCUGCAGCCUCAUGGGCUCCCGGGGCCACUGCGUCCAGCAUAACUUCACCCAGUUCCCGUCCAGGGAGGCCCAGCCGAACAUGCCAAGUCCUGAGUGUCAAAGUCCAGAUUGA